UUAAUGCAUUAUAUUGCAUAAAAAGUGUUUCGAAAGGGACAGAUAUCUAUAAAAAAAGAAGGGAAAAAAGUAUAGCUUUAUCAUAACAAAAUUUAUACUACAAUUGAGAUCUUGUAUCCAGUUUAUUGGAUAUUACAAACCUUGUUUUUCCAAAGAAUUGUAGGAUUAUAUUACAUUAAAAAUGGCUCAAGAAGUUGAAGAAACCAUGAAACGAAUUCAAUCUCAUAAGGGUGUAGUUGGCACAAUAGUUGUUAAUGCAGAAGGUAUUCCGAUUAAAUCAACAUUAGAUAAUACAACAACAGUUCAAUAUGCAGGCUUAAUAAGUCAAUUAUCUGACAAAGCUCGUUCUGUUGUGCGUGAUUUGGAUCCAACAAAUGAUUUAACUUUUUUGCGCAUACGUAGCAAAAAACAUGAAAUUAUGGUUGCACCAGAUAAAGAGUUUAUAUUAAUAGUAGUACAAAAUCCUGUUGAUUGAUUCAAAAGAAACACAGCUUUAUUAAGAGAGAUUGCAAAAUUAACACAUUUCUUUGGAUAUUAAUUUAUUAUGUACACUGCAUUUCAUUUUAAUAUUUAAUCAAUUAGCUAAUGAAAAAAUAAAGCUUAAAUCUUAUAUAAUGUAAUAAUAUUUAAUUAUUAAGCUAAUUUAGUGAAUUAUAAAUUUUAAGAUCUUUAAAACGUUUCCUUUUUUAGCAAAUAUUUUAUGUUUCCAAAUCAAAUUGGAUUAUGAAUAAAUGCUAUAUUGAUCAUUCCUAA
Messenger RNA from Linepithema humile (Argentine ant), 753 nucleotides. It is a transcript of the gene robl, whose product is annotated as roadblock. NCBI's taxonomy places the organism in Eukaryota, Metazoa, Arthropoda, Insecta, Hymenoptera, Formicidae. Gene Ontology annotation, cellular component: centrosome; cytoplasmic dynein complex; cytoplasm. Gene Ontology annotation, biological process: microtubule-based movement. The record is from RefSeq and is a predicted model, not a curated record. Gene Ontology annotation, molecular function: dynein intermediate chain binding.